Molecule: messenger RNA, 1092 nt
Organism: Paraglomus brasilianum
Lineage: Eukaryota; Fungi; Glomeromycota; Glomeromycetes; Paraglomerales; Paraglomeraceae
Source: the annotation of a GenBank genome assembly
AUGCUCGAAACAUCCACUAAUACCUGUCAAAUCUCUUUUAAGCAAGAUAUAAUGCUCGAAGCAUCCACUAAUACCCGUCGUACAGGAUCAUGGGAGCUAAAAGAAGACCAAAAAUUGCAACACCUUGUAAGUACAUUAGGAGUAAAGAAUUGGAAACAUAUUGGUAUACAACACGGCUGGAGAGAUGGCAAGCAAUGUCGAGAACGUUGGACCAACCACUUGGACCCACAACUUUUGUAUACGCCUAUUUCGCCUGAGGAGGAUUUGAAAAUCUUAGCAAUGUACAAAGAAUUCAAUACCAAAUGGGCGGAAAUGGGUAAGCGGCUAAAGAGACCAGCCAAUAUGGUCAAGAAUAGAUUCUAUUCCAAGUUGUAUAAACGUGCGGAGAAAAAGCAACAUGAAAAGAAAUGGUGUAAUGAGGUGAGCAGAUUCAGGGAAGGACACGUACGUGAAAAAGAUGGAGUAAGAAAAGUUAAAAGAGAUGGCAAGCAUCUUAAGAGAAGUAAUGACGCUGAAACAAGAAGAAAGAAAGGCGUUGAAAAUAAAAGCAAAGAAGAACGACAUACCUACAAGUACAAUAAUUCCGUCCCGCGUUCAAUAAUUAAUCCAGCAUCGGAGACUAUUUUUCCCGCUCAACCCGUUAUUUCGGAUACGCAUUCUCCAACCACCACUCCAAUAUACACUCCAAAUCUUUCUACAAGCGACAACAUUUCAACUUAUCUUUAUCCAAAUUCUUACAAUGUACAUCAUAAGCCCAGCGCCCAUAGUGUCACUAGCUCGUGCAUCUACCAUGAGCCUUCACAAGCUGUAAAUUUAAUCCCCUGUUAUGUGCCUCUUACACCGCCGUAUACACCAUCAUCGCCCGAUACGUAUGUCGAGAAAUCAAAUUGGAUAUCGACAGGACUCUGCAAUGACAAAAUUCUUGCUGAUAAAGUAAAGAUGGAAGUGAAAACGCGUAUGGAACUCGGGCACAACGUAAUUGACUCGCUGAUGCAACUCGCAGAUGUUGCUGUGGAAGAAAAGGAAAAAUUAGCAAAUAGUUUAUUGACGAGAAAUUUGAAUGUAAUGUCUAUCGAUACUCUAUUGAAUUGA